This is a messenger RNA of Capsella rubella, 2242 nucleotides long. RefSeq names its product beta-arabinofuranosyltransferase RAY1. Lineage: Eukaryota; Viridiplantae; Streptophyta; Magnoliopsida; Brassicales; Brassicaceae. Gene Ontology annotation, molecular function: glycosyltransferase activity. Bases 72 to 2060 code for a protein of 662 amino acids. The record is from RefSeq and is a predicted model, not a curated record. The transcript is spliced from 6 exons.
UUUUUUUUCCUUCUCCUUUUAUUUUCUUUUCCUUCUCUCUUCAUUCUCAACUCUUCUUCCUUGGAUUUUCCAUGAAGCUUAAGGGUCUUCGAGCUGGAUUGUUGUCUGUUUGGCUAUCUGGGUUUCUCCUAAUUGCUCUCUCUUUCUACGGCACUCAGCUUCUUUCUCCUUCUUCUCUCGAUGGCCCUUUCAGAUACUCUACCCGUUCCAUUGCUGCUGCUCCCAGAAUCACCAUUUUCACUGCUCUCCAUAGCUUGGAUGAAGGUAGCCAAGCUUUGUUGGGUAUUCGUUCAUGGCUCGCUUUGUCUUCCCAAGUCACUGUGGUUUUAUUCUCUCAACACAACAACUCUUCUUCUUAUUCUUCCUUCACCGACAAAUUUGGUUCUCGUCUUCUUCUCGAUUCCACCAUUGAUUUCACGUUUCUUGGCACUCCAUUUUUACACUCAAUGUUGGCUAGAAGUGAAGCAUAUAAAUCUGAUAUAGCUGUUCUGAUGGAUCCAGAGAUUGUAUUACUGCCAGAUUUCGUUUCUGCUUUGAAUCAUGCUCACAAGCUUGAUCGUGACUGGCUUCUUGUUUCUUCAUCUGUGGAUGUUCCCCGUUUCCCGUUCCAUUGGGACGAAACAGGACAUUUCUGGCGACAGGACAAUGGGAAAAGGGUGAGAUUUGGAGAGUUGCAGAAGAUCAUAAGUAGUUUGCAGAGUUGGCAAUCAAAUUCUAGUGAAGGCAAAAUGAUUAUGGCAUGGAACAAUGUUGAUGAACCCUUGCACUGUGGAGUACUUCCUCCGUUUCUGUAUCAAAGAGGAACUCACAAUCAAUGGAUCAUAAGUGAGGCUGUGUCAUGUAAAAGAAGGUUUGUGUUUGAUGCUACUUCGACCAUAUCGAGCUUUUUCCUAGGCAAUGCAAAGAAUAGGAGUGAUAAAUAUAAUGUCUCCGAACCCAAAACAAGAAAUUGGGAAUAUAUAGGAAACUCCCAUCUCGGGCAGCUCUAUGGGUCAUUGUUCUCUAAGUCUUAUACUCUCCCUAAGCUUUUGAAGUGCAACAAGCGCUAUAUGUUCGUCAGCGCUUUAGAUCGUUCUGUUGAUCUGUCUAUGCUAGAAGGAAAGAGUGUAGGAUUUCGUACGCGAGAGAAGAUCUCAGCUUGUAUCAGUAGAACUAAAUCAAGGAGCUUGAAAAUAGAUUUUGUACAGAAGGAUAAGGCAGUGCCACUAUUGAAGUUUCCUUUUGACCUGCAGUCUCUUCUCCCAUUAGUAGCAGACAAGAACAGAACUGUUGUUCUUUCAAUUGCUGGGUAUAGCUAUAAGGACAUGCUGAUGAGUUGGGUCUGCAGAUUACGCCGCCUCAAAGUUCCAAAUUUUUUAGUUUGUGCCCUUGAUGAUGAAACUUAUCAGUUUUCUAUUUUGCAGGGUCUGCCAGUUUUCUUUGAUCCAUACGCUCCAAAGAACAUCAGCUUCAAUGACUGCCACUUUGGAUCAAAAUGUUUCCAGAGAGUGACCAAAGUUAAGUCAAGAACAGUUCUGAAGAUAUUGAAGCUGGGCUAUAACGUUAUCCUGAGUGAUGUAGAUAUAUAUUGGUUCAGAAACCCGUUGCCUCUGCUUCAGUCUUUCGGUCCUUCUGUUCUCGCUGCACAAUCCGAUGAGUACAACACAACAGUACCUAUAAACAGACCAAGGCGCUUGAACUCGGGAUUCUACUUUGCACGUUCGGAUGGCCCGACAAUAUCAGCAAUGGAGAAGGUGGUGAAGCAUGCUGCAACCUCUGGUUUAUCGGAGCAGCCUAGCUUCUACGACACUUUAUGCGGAGAAGGUGGAUCAUAUCGUGUGGGAGACGAUAGAUGCCUUGAACCAGAGACAAAUGUGACAGUUCAGUUCUUGGACAGAGAGCUAUUCCCAAACGGAGCUUACGGAGAUCUAUGGCUGAAGGAAGACGUGAGAGCAGAGUGCGAAAAGAAACAUUGCUUCGUUCUACACAACAACUGGAUAAGCGGGAGACUGAAGAAGCUCGAACGCCAAAUGAUGAGAGGUCUUUGGGAAUAUGACGCAUCCAUGAGGAUGUGUGUAUAGGAUAAGGUUAUACAAGUUAGAUACGACGCUCUUAGUUUUGGAUAUAGGUAUACAAAAAUUGUGUUAAAUUUAUUGUAUUGUAUUAUGAAAAAAGUAGUUUUAGGAAUAUUAUGAACUUGUAUACUCCAAAAUAUUGUUGGUAGCCAUUGAUAAAAGAAUAUAACUGAUUUUGAGUUUGGAUU